Messenger RNA from Paramuricea clavata, 2504 nucleotides. The record is from the annotation of a GenBank genome assembly. Lineage: Eukaryota; Metazoa; Cnidaria; Anthozoa; Malacalcyonacea; Plexauridae.
UAAUAAUAUAAACACAGCCCCGCUAUGCCAGACAACCAACGGAAACAUAUUCUAAUAUACGUAUCCUAUCCUAAUUUUCCUAGAUGACAUGGACGUUCAGUUGUCUUCACGCAGCAGUCAUUAAAGACGAAAACGACGACUCCUUAUUUUCAUAUCAAAUUUACCAAUGCUGUGCUAAAUGUGAAUUUCCAAACUUCUCACUCUGCACGCUCGCGGAUUAUCCGAAUUGGCAGUGUGGGAGUGAGGCUUAUGAUUGCGUGUUUGGAUGCCGUGAUGAGGACAGUGUGUUGGAAGCUGUGAUUUCUGCUUCUAGUCUGGGUAUGAGCAGGAAACGAGAAUUGAAUAUCACAGACACUCAGGUAAGGUAUACAUCAGGAUUUUGGGCAUCUAACUCGAUAUAAAUAAUUGUUACCAGGGAAAUGUAAUUAGCCAUUCCGAAGUUGAUGAGAGAUUGAGAGGACAGGGGACGAGUGUUAAAAAGUGCCCAAAUUAAGAAAUGAACCCAAUAACUAAAAAGACCACCUCAAAAUUAGUAAGUAUAUAAAGUUGAAGACGUUUACAUGAAUACCCUUCGAAUAAUAAGCGUUCGAAAAUUGUGAUAUUUACUAUGAAAUGUAUUGUAAUUUUUGUUUUUGGGACGCGCGUCCUAAAAACAAUCUUUUUUAAUCAGUAAUUUCACAAUUUUCGAAAGCUUAUUAUUCGAAGCGUAUUCAUGUAAACGUCUUCAAACUUUGUAUACUUACUAAUUUUGAGGUGGUCUUUUUAGUUAUUGGAUUCAUUUCUUAAUUUAGGCAUUUUUAACAUUCGUCCCCAGUCCACUCAUCAACUUCGGAAUGGCUAAUAAGCCUAUAGUUGCAUUUUUCGCAACUGCUCCUAGUUAGGUUUAAUAAAUGUAUAAAAAUUCCACUCAAAAUUUCCAUCUACAAAUCCCUUCAAGAACAAGGUAAGGUGGACGCAUUUUAUAUUUGUAACACUGUACAAGAUUUCAUCGCUUUUUUAUCAUGCAGUAAGAUUCCGUUAUGUCCAGACUAUUUUUUCGUACUACAAAAUUCUAAGAUCUUUCUAUCUGAGUUCAGGGAUUAUUGAGCCCUCAAAUCUUCAAUCUUAAUCUAGUGAUCAAUCUAGCCCUGCACAGACAACCUUGUCGUGUCAUUGCUUGCGAACCACUGCUUCUUACUCCCUUCUUCUUAAACGCAGAUCUGGUCCCAGACUCACUCAGGAUCGGCUGUCUAGUCCUCCAUUACUUUCUGUCCCUUGUCAUUUCUACUGUCAGUUGCUUGAUAUUUAGAUCUUCUUUCACAUAGCCUAUCCACAUCUGUCAUGGCUUCCUACCUAUCCUGCCCCAUGUUAUCUCCGCUCAAUAAUAUAUCUGAGUAGCAUUCCAUCUUUUCUUAUCACGAUCCCAUUUCAGCCGUAAUGUCUGCCACCCCACAUCUUCCGAUCUCUUCAUUCCAUAAUAACUCUGACCUGCUCCCAUUCAUCUUUUAUUAUUAGAUGUCUAUACCAUCUCAGUUUUGCUUUAUUCGUCUUCUCCGCAAUAUAUGCCAGCCAGUGGUGCCACCCCACAUCUUCCGAUUCUUCUUAUCCCUUCUCAUUAUGCAUGUGUCCAUAACAUGUCAUCUUUGCAAUGUUUACUUCCACAUUUUCUAAUAUCUCCAUUCCAUAAUGUCUCUAACAAGCUCUUCUUAAUUCCCCCUUGAUGCUUGUCCAUAUCUUGGUUCCCUCAUUUUUCAGCAAAGUUUACCACUUCACAUGUUCUUCAGAUCUCCUCAUUCCAUUAUGUCUCCGACCGACUUCCUUCAUCUCCUUCUACUCGAAUUAUUACCUGUUCAUAGUAUUCCAGUUUCUCUCCCCUUUUCUGCAAUGUCUACCACCACUUUCAUUCCUUGCAGGUGACUAAGGUAAGAAAACAAUUACGGCUCUUACGACGCGAGAAGAAAUGCUAUGAGAGAACGUGUACAGUUACAAAUGGAGUAAAAGAUUGCUGCUUGAAAAGCACGUGUGUCUCACUCAAGAGCCUUACAACAAAACUAGGCAAAGCAAAGAAGAAUCGUGAAAAACUGUUGAAAAAAUUGGCAAAGGCAAAAUCGACAACGAGAUAGGAAUGAGAGAACUGAAUUGAAAACUACUUUUUCUGGACAAUGUAUUUAGUUUUGAUUAUAACAGUUUCGUUUAGUUCAGAAUGGUUUUUAGUUUAUCAAGAGUGAGCUUCCACACAACAAAUUUGAUUAUGUAUCAUGCAUAAAUUUUACGUUACGAUCGAAUUGGAGAACAGCCUUUAUAGUCUUUGUGCAAGACUCGUGCUGAAAGACAGACAAGCACACACACAUACAAACGUGCAUGGAUGAUUAAAUUGAUUUAGAAAUAUAUAGCGUACCAAUUAAGUUGUUGUAAUCAUUAAUACGAAAAAUAUUAAUAUGAUUUGCGGAGAUAACGAUAUACGAAAGGUUUAAUUCUAAUGUGAUUUGGGAGUGUACUGUAUAAAUGAAAACGCACCUUUACCA